AUGAGCUUUGAAACGACACCGUUAUUUGGUGGCCAAGCCUCAUCUACGUUCGAAAGAUUAUCAAAAGUAGAGAUAACACCAACUCGUUCACUAAAUAUAAACCGCGCCGACAAAUAUGCUAUCUCCAAAACUGAAGACAAAAAUGAACCCAUCGAAGUCGAAUCCGAAGAUGCCAAGACCACUGAUCACUCUGCACAUUCUUUAGCAACCUCGCUUUCAGAAUCGUCUUUCACUACAGCUAACUCAUUUGAGUUUCAGUAUCCAGUUCAAGAAGAACUCCAUUCAGAGAGUGAUAACUUUAGCAGUGGCUCUAUACAUCGACAAGAAAUUACCGUUUAUGAACCUUACGAAGAUAAGACACCAAUUGUAACUCCCCGUGGCACAUUCGACAUUCAGACACCGACAGAAAGUGAUUUUGCACCUCAGCAGUCUGAUCUGAUACGGCAAACACCUUUCUCAGCUGAUGGCUUCAGUUUUGAGAGACCGGAUUCACAUGACCAUCAAAACCGUGGCCAAAUUCCAUUGUUGGCAAAAGUAGACAACUCGGUGGCUCAAAAAGCCCCAAAUGACCCAACCAAUACUUUUGAAAAUGGGCAAAAUAAUGCUUCGGCGAAGUUGGGCUAUUCUUCUCCAUUCAAAGCAUAUAGACGAUCGAUUGUCGGCUCGACUGGGAGCAUUGCCACAGAAAAGAAUCCGAAUCGAAACAGUAUUAUAGAGGCAUGCCGUAAAUCUCCAGCAAAACUUCCAGCAGAUGAUGAUGCUUUUCAUAAUAAUACUUUACAGAGUCACCAUUUGCCUACAGCAGAUGACACUUUCGAAGAUUCAACAGUUUCACAUGACGAUAGUAUUCUGCGAGAGCUCGAUGCACAGCAGGAUUUCAAUAAUACGAUAAAAAGGAAAAAUACGCUGAAAAAAAGUUCUGAACUUGAUCUAGAUGAGCAGAAUUUGGCCUAUUUGUUCAUCAUUGCCAUACAUGCAUUCAAUUCGGAGUCUUUGGAAAACAAGGAAGAUGCCUCAAUAUGCCUAUCCUUCGAAAAAAAUGAUGUUGCCUUUGUACAUACCGUAGAUGAGUCCGGUUGGGGUGAAGUGACUUUAAUUAAGAAUCAAGCUAGAGGAUGGGUACCUUUCAAUUACUUUUCUGAUACCGUCAAGCCCCUUCCUACUGAUGCCUCUGAUAUUUUAGAGAGAGAAAUUGAGUCUAGGACGCCACUAUCCAAACUCUUUUCAGCUUCAGCAAAGUUCCUGUUGCAUCCACAAAAUACACCACUCGCAAAUAACUCUGGUGUUAGUUUUUCCUUGGAAUAUAUUAAUGGGAUAAGAGACGGGGUUAAAGAGUUACUGGAAAAAACUGAUUGCGUUUCUAGAUCCAAUGAAUUAGUAAAAAGCAAACCGAUUGUUAAGAAAACGAGAAAGAGACUCCUGGCCGAUUGGUACAACCUAAUGAUCAAGGCUGAUUCCUAUAAACACACUGCAGAUUUAGGUAAAAUCGAAACACUACAGAAGCUUGUACUCAAGGUGGUCAGUCGAGGAUGUGUUUUUUUCGAUAUUUGGUCUUUGGAAAAAUUAGCUUUUGAAAAAGAGAAAUCCUUGGGUUUAAUAUAUCAAUCUGAAGUUCCAGACGUCCUCAAUAAUUCAGCAGGUGCUACGCGCAAAAUCACUAGACAGAAACACUCUGUCAGUAAGGAUCUUCCGCUGUUGGCUCAUCCACCCUUUGCAGUUGGACGUCUUAAUGAAGUUCAUGAACUAUUAUUCACUUAUAUCGGAUUGAUUCUUGGUCGGCUUGACAUGAUUGAACAUAAUCCAGUUGGAUGUGAGAUUCUUGAGACAAUCAUUCAUCAAAUGAUCGUCCUCCUACGAGAAUUGUUAUACAUUAGCAAAUGUUCAUCAUCAAUAAUGCAGGCAAAACACAAGGGCGCCAACGAAUACGAACUUGAUCGCAGUCUUGAUCCCUUACUAUCAUUGGUAUCCGAGCUGGUAUCAUGUAUCAAGGUAUUUGUGACACAAACUGUAAGUGAAGAUUUCGAGAAAGCUAAUCAAUCGAAUACGGAACUUCUUAUCAAAGAUGAUUUAUAUUAUUACACAAAUGAAGGAGAGCAUUUGAUUACUAUUGUUUCUAAAAUGACCUUGUUAAUAAGUACAGUAAUAGCGGGAUGCAAUAACUAUUUGAGACUAAUAGGUGACUUUGAGCUGGGAGCUGAUAGAGAAUAUCCAAACUUUGAGCAGAUCAAAAUAAGUCCGGACCUGUUCAUUAAAAAAUGUUCUACAGCGUUAUUGAAGCGUUUGGAUAAGCUUAAGGCUAAUGCUCAUCCUGAGAAACAAGUGCAAUUGAAAAAACCGCAUGUUUAUUCCAAACGAUUAUCAAGGUACUCUACUAUUCGGUCUGGUAACAAGGGAUCUUCUUUGACCACUCCUGGAUCGCAAUUCUUACAAGAGCUCCUUCCUGAAAGCAAACCUUUUUUAAGGGAUUCAUCAUUUGAUCAGUAUAGAAUUGAUGGAGAUGAUGAUGUACUUGAAAUUGACAAGAAUGUCAUUAAUGAUAGAAAAAGGAUGGAGCAGGAAAUCAUAUUUGAAAAAGAUGAAAAGUUAGUGGGAGCUUCUUUCCGUGCAUUGGUAUUCAUAUUGACGGACGAGAUGUCGCGGCCCAACAAUUUUUUAAUGUCAACAUUCUUGUUAAACUUGAAGUUAUUUUCAAGUGCUAUCGAUUUGAUUGAGGAGCUCAUCGCGAGAUUUGAUGUCACAGAUAAAUCUUCUUAUUACGAAAGAGGAUCGAACAAUGGUCAGUACUCUUCGAGAUCAUCGCGUAUUAAGAACAGAAGGAGACUCGUUUGCAAAGUUUUCCAGAUGUGGAUGGAGAGUUACUGGGAUUAUGUUAAUGAUUCACAUGUUCUUCCGACACUUAUCAACUUUUUCAAUGAGGGCAUUUCAAUUCACUUACCAAUUGAAUCGAAGGGAUUGAUUGAAAUAGCGGCUAGGCUAUCGGCAUCGACUACGAGGAAUGAUGGUGGCAAAAGAGUCGAAAAUGUCCAGCUAGUUUCCAGGAAUAUCGCUCCAGUAAACACGAACUCUAUGAUCUCUAUAUCCUCCUCUUCAUCGAGCAAUAGGUCAUCCAUACUGUCUAUUGAUGAACAAUUUAUUGAAAAGUAUGAGUUGGCCAAGUUGCCAACUACUAAUUCUAGCUCUAUCUCAUUGCCUUUGCCUCUUCUGCAUGUUGGAACGUCAUCACUGUUGACAAAAAGAAACAUCCACGAUAUGGAAAGGUUAGUACAGUCCUAUCGAAGUAUGGUGGAUGAUUCUGUGAUCAGCUCGAUGGGAAAUCACUCUGACAUAACAAAAUCUUUACACGAUUUAAUCAACCAGUGGGGAUCCUUGAUUAAACUUACUAAAGCGCCUUCGAAUUUAAUCCAUAAUGAUAUGAAUUUUGUGGAAUUGAAUCCCCUUGAGAUUGCGAAACAGCUGACUUUGAUCGAAUCGACAUUAUUUUUGACAGUUAGAUCUUCAGAUCUACUUGAUACAAUUUUCCACUCCAAGAAGGCACACUCAAGACAUAAUCGUAACGUGGAGCUUGUUGUGAAUUUCACAAACCUUUUAUCAAAUUAUGUCAUUGAGUCGAUCGUCGCACCCAAUUUGUCGUUGAAAAAACGCUGUUCGAGGUUGAAAAGCUGGUUGAAUAUUGCAUUAUCUGCUCUUUACUUCAGAAAUUUCAAUUCGGUAACAUCCAUCAUGACAGCGUUACAAAGCCACGCGUUAUCUAGAUUGACGCCAAUUUGGGACCUUACUAGUGACAAGUACCUCGACUUGUAUCAAUAUCUCUCCAAGAUCGUGCAUCCCAAUAACAAUUAUAAGGUUUAUCGUACAAAGCUUCAGCAACUCACCGCCGGAUUUCCUUCGCAGGAACACCUGAAAAAGCCAGUCCUCCCAAUGGUGCCAUUUUUCAAUUUAUUCCUGCAAGAUUUAACUUUCAUUAAGGAUGGGAAUAGCGACUUCCGAAAUCCUGUUUCGUUCAGACCCAACAACAUAUUAAACAUUGACAAAUACAUUAAAGUUACAAAGGUGAUUUCAUUGAUGCAAUUUCUACAAAUAAGUUAUGAUACUGAGGACAAGGUCAACAUCUCAGGCCCAAAAAGGGACUCGUUUUUCAACUUAGCCUCCACUAUGGAUAUAGACACCACGAGCAUUAAACAUGUCUCUCUUUUGCAAGAGUUUAUACUCUAUGAACUGUGGCGAGUCAAUUUUUUAUAUGCCCGUGAUUCAGACAGAAGCUACAAACUCAGCCUUGAAAUUGUGCCCAGAACAGGAUUUUGA
Messenger RNA from Lachancea fermentati, 4302 nucleotides. The record is from the annotation of a GenBank genome assembly. Lineage: Eukaryota; Fungi; Ascomycota; Saccharomycetes; Saccharomycetales; Saccharomycetaceae.